CACGCAAGCGUAGAAGCAGGUGAAAAUUAAAGGACUCUGUUCAAUGAAUCGGGUCCCAUAACCUCAUGUCCAUAAUAAACUUAAUACACAACUCAGAGUCGGAAGCCGCGCAAUGGCACGUAGUAGAUUGGUAAAAAUUGGCACAAUUCAUUCGAGAACGACUGGUCUUCUCAGAGCUGGGGGUAUGAGAGAAGAAGACAAGCCAUUGUGGUUAGAUAUUUAUGAAGCCUUCCCACCUAAAGAUGAACCACGAUAUGAUCGUCCAGGAUCGCAAGUUCCAAUUAGAGAUAUUUUCUAUGAAGAAGAUAAAAUACGAGCAAAAUAUCAUCAACAACAUCGUCAAUUACCAGCUGUACGUCUAACAAGCACCAGAGAAAAGACUCAAACGCAAAGAUUCAUCAGGGUGUAUCAAGAGUUGAAGAAGGAGGGCCUUGAAGAAUCAGAACUGUGGUCAAAAGCUGUUCAACAGAUGAAUGAUGGGUCAGGACAAAUAGAAAAUCGAUCAACUCCUCAAGAGAAUCCUGAAGCUCAGAAAAUAAACCUUACUCAAAUUUUUGCAGAAUGAUGUAGGUAACUAAGAUGGAAAAAUAAUAAAAUUAGUUCACUAGAAUAA
Molecule: messenger RNA, 613 nt
Organism: Athalia rosae (coleseed sawfly)
Lineage: Eukaryota; Metazoa; Arthropoda; Insecta; Hymenoptera; Athaliidae
Gene: mRpS23
Product: 28S ribosomal protein S23, mitochondrial
Exons: 4
Coding region: 113-565 (150 amino acids)
Biological process (GO): translation
Cellular component (GO): ribosome; mitochondrion
Molecular function (GO): structural constituent of ribosome
Source: RefSeq, a predicted model, not a curated record